Messenger RNA from Mizuhopecten yessoensis (Yesso scallop), 1363 nucleotides. RefSeq names its product mannose-P-dolichol utilization defect 1 protein homolog. The record is from RefSeq and is a predicted model, not a curated record. The transcript is spliced from 5 exons. Bases 153 to 881 code for a protein of 242 amino acids. NCBI's taxonomy places the organism in Eukaryota, Metazoa, Mollusca, Bivalvia, Pectinida, Pectinidae.
CUGAUAAAGAUGCUGUAUCCGUACGCCAUGAUCACCUCAUCUGAUAUGACUGGUAUAUAUAUGAGGACCUUCAUUGCAUCACAGUCACAGUAUCUGUUACAUACACACUUGACUAUUCAACAUUGAACAAUCGUAGAGCAGAAGUAGGCACUAUGAACAUCUACAACACUGAGACGACGCUUAAGUCGAUGGGCUAUGUCGAGACCCCAGAAUACUGUUACAGGGAGAUUUUACAACGACGACCAACAGCAAUGCAAGGUUCUUGUUGGUUAAUCCUGUUCACUAAGGCCCUUGGAUAUUUCCUCAUCGGCAGUGCUACUAUAAGUCAAGUUCCACAAAUAUUCAAAAUACUUCGGCGACGGAAUGCGUCCGGAGUCAGUUUCCUAAGUAUGCUACUGAUGUUAGAAGCCUCAUCCUCAAAUGUAGCUUACUCGUUAUCAAAGGAAUAUCCAAUCAAUUCCUGGGGAGAGAAUGUGGUGUUCAUGCUUCAGAACGUGAUCUUGGUGUGUCUUGUUCUGCGUUACAACAAACGCCCCCUGGCGUCACUUUCCUUCAUGAUUUUCUACCUGGUUAUUAUGAUCCUCCUUAUCCUCCCCGUCAUUCCCAGUGACUUAAUCCUUUUCAUCAAUAUCAUCAGUCUACCAGCCACAAGUGCGAGUCGGGUAAUACAGAUAUACACGAAUCACAAAAAUAAAAGUUCGGGACAGUUGUCAGCUGCAUCAACGUUUUUGUGUGUAUUCCAUAGUUGUGGUCGGUUAACAACGUCGAUAGUGUUGACACAGGACUGGAUUAUGAUUUUGACAUUUAUACAAGUAAUAAUACUGAAUAUCAUACUUACAGGCCAGGUUUUAUACUACAGACGAAGUUCAAAAUCAAAGUAACAUUGAAACAUAUACAGUUUAUAAUCUAUCUCAUUAAACCAGAAGAACAAUACUCAAGUGUCAUUGAUAAAAUGUUAUUAAAUUGAAUUUCAAAUAUCCGUCUGAUACAAAAAAUCUCAGAACGUGUGUGUUUAUAAUUGAUGAUUAAAGUCAGUAGAGAGUGAAGUAUAUGUGUUUUAAAAGAGGUGAGAUAAUGUGUGAGAGUAUACCGUGUGUACUAUAAAAACUACUUGGUGUGUUACCAUUGUAGUUACCAGAGGUGGUACCAAUUCUGAGUGUGUUAUAGUGUGUCUUUAAACAUAUAGUAAAAGCUGUGUAAGUGUUUUCAAAGUACGAUAUUUAGUGUGUUCCUAUAGGUGAUUGUGUUUAAGUGUGCAUUUAGGGCCUAUAUUUCGCGUAAUGUAUCUUAGAAUAUUUGUACAAUUGUCAAUUUUAUUAUUGUUGUGUUUCAUAAAGCAUUUAUGUUUGAAAUAAAAUAUUAA